GAAACUAACCCUAAGCUCUUUUUAUCUCCGCCCUAAAGGUAGCCCCGAUUAUUGCUGACUUAAGCAUCAGAGUGUCUACCCCGAGUUCCACCUCGGGGCUUUGUUGGUCAUCCCGGAGUGCAGGCGCGGACUGAAGAAAGACUUCUGGUUUGGUGCAAUUACAUUGGCGCCGUCUAUGGGAAUCGAACUGAAAGCUUUUUAGUUGCUCUUUCAUCAUGGUUCACACUCGAUCAGUCCGAGCUGGUAAUUCAUCUCUGCCUCAUGGGCAAGGUCAACCUCCCACCAACCUUCCACCUCUGAUCCCACCCCAACUUACACCUCAGCUUCCACCUCAGGUCCCCACUAUGUUCCCUCCUAUUGAUCAUGCCGAAGGAGGAGAUGAAAACCAACCCCAUGCCUCAGCUCACAAUUCCACUUCAACUACCAACCAAGACGUAGUGGCAGCUCAGCUUGCUUCCAUGCAACAACAGUUCGCCCCACAACAGAAUCCUCAACUGGUUCAGCAUGCUCCCGCUAUUAGUGAAUCUCAGGGUCAAUCCCACAUCGUACCUGCUCAACAACCCAUCCCUGAUGAUGUCACUCGACACCUCGAUAGCUUGGAAAAGCUAGUAGUUGAACACCGAGGCGCUCCACCCCCACACCAUACUGCUGACUCCAUACCUCACCCUCUGAAUACCAACAUUACAUUGGAACCCUAUCCUGCUGGCUUCAAAAUACCACAACUGGAGACUUAUGACGGGACAAAGGAUCCUGAUGAUCAUUUGCAUGCUUUCUACUCUUGCAUGCAAGCUCAGAACGCCUCUGACGCUUUACCUCCGAGGUCAAUUAGCUCUUAUACAGAGAUGGCAUCUGCCUUUGCCACUAAGUUUUCCAGUAGAAGGUUGAUUAGGAAAACUACUUCUGAGCUGAUGCGAGUUAAACAGAGGGAUGGAGAAUCUCUGAAGAACUAUAUAAGCAGGUUUAAUGAUGCAGUUUUAGAGGUUAGUUCCUUUGAUCAAGCUGUGGGAAUUGCAGCUGUAAUCUCCGAUCUCAAGCAUGACAGGUUCAGAGACAGUUUGAUCAAACAUGCUGCCACCACCUUUAGCGAGGUGAACGAUAGGUCUCUGAAAUUUAUAACUGCUGAGGAGUACACCCUGGCGCAAAACCCACCUCCCACUAAGAACCAGCACCCAGAUUGGAGAGAUGACAAUCCGAGCAGGAAAAGGAUGAGGAUGGCGCAGAACCGAGGUCCGAUGUUGACCUCCCCACCGAGAUUCGGAAAGCCGAACUCAACACCCCCGCAACAAUCUGCAGGUAAACCUCCAGUUAAUUGGACUCCCUUUAAUCUGUCGAGGUCACAAAUUUUUAUGCAGAUCAAUAAUAAGAUGGAUUUAAAGCGUCCUGGCCUAAUGAAAAUUGUUGCUGCUAGUCGAGACCACACCAGAUAUUGUGAUUUUCAUCAAUAUCAUGGCCAUACUACAGAGCAGUGCAACAGCUUAAAGUCCGAACUUGAAAGUUUAGCUCAGAAGGGAAUGCUAAAUGAGUAUAUUCAGAGAACUGAACAGCCGAGGUUUAUCAGAAAACAGAGGCCGCAGCCCCCAGGAGUCCGCAAUCCCCCAAAUAGGCAAGGUGUGGGAUAUCAGCAAGCCCCACCUCCGCUCCCACCCCCAGCCAAAAUCAUACACAUGAUUACGGGAGGCCUUGAAGCAGUUGUUACACCCCACAAUGAUCCUUUGGUCACUUCUGUCAUGAUUAAUAACUGUGAAGUACAACGUGUCCUUGUUGACACCGGGAGUGUACCAGACAUCAUGUACUUCCACUGUUUCGAGAGUUUGGGACUGGAUCCAGCAUUGUUGCAGAAAUAUGAUGGUCCUAUCUAUGGCUUCAACAACCAGCUUGUUCUGGUAGAAGGAGUUCUUACCCUCCAUGUGGCUUUCGGGAGUGGCAAGACCUAUGUGACUCCAUCAGUCCGGUUCCUUAUAGUCAAAAUGCCGUCCUCCUUCAACAUUGUUAUUGGUCGACCCACACUGACUGAAAUCCGAGCUGUGGUUUCCCAGUCUCACCUCUGUAUGAAGUUCCCGACUCCUACGGGAUUAGCAACACUGCGAGGAAACCAAGAGGUGGCCAAACAUUGUUAUAUCACCUCCGUAACACAACCUAUGAAGGGCAAAGAUCCGACACCCGAGGCCAUUCCCCAACCAAUUUCUGAUAACCAGCAAGUUAUGGGCGUUGAGAUCGUUGAUAAUCGCUCGGAAGAUGAAACCAGAGCUGCUCCGGUCGAAGAUGUUGAAGAGGUGCUCAUUGAUGACAGAGAUUCGAGCCGAAAGACGCAGAUUGGAACUAGAUUGAACCCAGAGGAGCGAGCAGAGUUAAUAACCUUUCUCCGAGCUAAUAAUGAUAAACCAGUGACCCAAAAGCAGCGUCUCUUCAGGGGGGAGAGGCUUCAGGUUAUUAAAGAAGAGGCAGAGAAACUUCUACAAGCUGGUUUCGUCAGGAAAGUUGAUUACUGUGAAUGGGUGGCUAACCCAGUCCUGGUGAAGAAGGCAAACGGUAAAUGGCGAAUGUGCAUUGAUUACACAAAUCUUAACCAAGCCUGCCCCAAGGAUUGCUAUCUGAUGCCGAGCAUUGACAAGUUAGUUGAAGCGGCUUCAGGCAAUGAGAGGUUAAGCCUCUUGGACGCAUAUUCUGGAUAUCACCAGGUGCCGAUGGCUCCCGAAGACGAAGAGAAAACCUCGUUCUAUGCUGGCGAUGAAAUUUAUUGCUAUGUCAUGAUGCCGUUUGGCUUAAAGAACGCUGGUGCUACUUAUCAGAAAAUGGUGACCAUCGUCUUCCGAGCUCAGAUUGGCAAGAGUCUGGAGGUGUAUGUCGAUGACAUCGUAGUAAAGAGCCGGAAAGCAGAAGACCAUCUAGCUGAUCUCGACAAAACCUUCAACAACCUCAGAAAGAACAGGAUGCGAGGGAUUGAGGUCAAUCCAGAGAAGAUCAGAGCCAUUGCCGAUAUGGAACCCUCGAAAUCAGUAAAAGAUAUACAGAGAUUGACUGGAAGAGUGGCAGCUCUUCAUCGAUUUAUAUCGAAGUCAGCAGAUAAGUGCCUACCAUUUUUCAAGAUUAUGAGGUCGGCCGCCCAGAAGGAUGAAUCAAGAAAACAGAAGAAAUUUGAAUGGAGUCAGGAGUGCCAAACUGCAUUCAACGAGCUGAAGUCUUAUCUUAACUCGCCACCUCUACUGACUAAGGCCAUCGAUGGGGAAAUUCUUUAUUUCAGUGUACUGCACGGGGCAGAGCUGAGGUAUCCCAUAGCUGAGAAAGCAGCAUUAGCAGUUGUCACUUCGGCCAAGAAGUUGAGGCCAUAUUUCCAGUCACACCCAAUUAUCGUUCUCACAGAUCAACCUCUCCGACAGAUUCUGCAGAAACUAGAAUGCUCUGGAAGAUUAAUUAAGUGGGCAGUGGAACUGGGGGAGUUUGAACUAACGUUUCAGCAAAGAUCGACAAUCCGAGCUCAAGCACUAGCAGAUUUCAUUGUUGAAUGCACCCCAUGUCCUUCAACCUCUAAUCCAGAGCCCAACGACUGGACCUUAUAUGUUGACGGGGCAUCUAGCAGCAAAGGUUCAGGAGCGGGCGCUCUCUUGAUUGGCCCAGAGGGUUAUCGAAGCGAACAUGCUUUGAAAUUCAACUUUGAUGCAACAAAUAACAUGGCUGAAUAUGAAGCUCUGCUACUUGGCCUACAGCUAGCAUUAGAGUUAAAAAUUAGUGUAAUUCAAGUAUACAGUGACUCCCAAUUGGUAGUAAACCAAAUCAACUCAAUCUGCGAAGUCGUUGAUCCUGUGAUGGUGAAAUAUGCAGCCUUGGUGGCCAAGCUGAAAUGCAAAUUCCAGAAAUUCUGUCUGAGCAAAAUCCCCCAAACCGAGAAUGAACAGGCAGAUUCACUCUCCAAGUUUGCCUCUGAUAGCUCUUUAAGUUCUAGAUCUGUUUUUGUCGAGGUCUUAGAUGAACCAAGCUUCAUGAAGCCUCGGGAGGCAAUGAAGUUGAGAAAGAAAGCAUCUCGAUAUACACUCGUUGAUGGGAUCCUAUAUAAGAGAUCUUCCUCACUUCCUCUUCUGCGGUGUUUGAAUCCCUAUGAAGCUGAAUAUGCACUUCGAGAGGUGCACAAAGGUGUCUGUGGAAGUCAUGUCGGUGCUAGGACUCUGGCUCACAAAGUCUUAAGGCAAGGAUAUUACUGGCCAAACAUGCAUAAAGAUGCCACUUACUUUGUUCAGAAAUGCCCGAAAUGCCCGUUCAUGAAAGGGGUCGGUGGUGUAACCCAUCUGGUUGUUGGUGUGGAUUAUUUUACAAAGUGGGUUGAAGCUCGGCCUUUAUCUAGUCUUACUUCCAAGAAGGUCGAAGAUUUUGUUUUUAGCUCGAUUAUCUAUAGAUAUGGGAUCCCGAAUCAGAUUGUGGCCGAUAAUGGAACUCAAUUCAAUUGCUCCUCAUUCCGAGAUUUCUGUUCCAGUUAUGGGAUCAAGUUACAAUUCACCUCCGUUUAUCAUCCGGAGUCUAAUGGUAUGGUUGAAUCUGUUAACAAAUGCAUUUUGGAAGGUAUAAGGCCGAGAUUGGAACAGUAUAAGGCCAAGUGGGCAGACGAGCUCAACAACGUCCUCUGGGCAUACAGAACCACGAGCCGAACUGCCACAGGUGAAACACCCUACCACUUGGCCUUUGGCACCGAAGCAGUCAUUCCUGUUGAAAUAGGAGUCCCAAGCUUCCGGGUCACCCAUUUCGAUGAAGGACGAAAUGGACAACUGCUUUGGGAAAACCUUGAUCUACUUGCCGAAGUUAGAGAAGAAGCUCGGCUUCAAACUCUUGUAUACAAGCAGAAACUAGCCAACUUCUACAAUAAACGGGUCCACCCUCGAACAUUCAAAGUAGGAGACCUUGUUCUCAGAAAAGCUGGCCUAACAGGGUUUGAAACUCGUUUUGGCAAACUCGCCCCGAAUUGGGAAGGCCCUUAUGCCGUGGCCGAGGUGCCACAUCCUGGUGCCUAUGUCCUCCAAGAUGCUGAAGGAAAGAGAGUUCCUAGAGUCUGGAAUGUCAAUAACUUGAAGAAAUUUUACCCCUAAUAAAAUUCUUUCAAGUAAUUUAUGUCUUACCGUUCUUUACGCUUCUCACUUCGUGUUUGUUGAGAUUCAUUUUACUUCUUAUUCUAUGUACCCGAGGUCAAUUAGUUCUUUCAUUCCUUGAAACCUCACCUCUGAUUAAUAAAUGUCACUUCACAUA
Messenger RNA from Rubroshorea leprosula, 5229 nucleotides. Lineage: Eukaryota; Viridiplantae; Streptophyta; Magnoliopsida; Malvales; Dipterocarpaceae. The record is from the annotation of a GenBank genome assembly.